AUGCCCAAGCAAGAAGAUGUCGCCGUGGUGGCUGAACAGUCCGAAGUCAAUCGGCUCAUGGCCCUUGACACCACGCCCUGGUAUCGAAAGCCCAACCUCCGCUUCCUCUACUUUUGUCUUGUACCAGCAGCACUUGGAGUUGAAAUGACCACUGGGUACGACGGCUCAGUUCUUAAUGGUUUGCAGGCUGUGACUGCCUGGCAAGAACACUUCGGACACCCCAAAGGAGCUCUUCUAGGAGUCACAAGUGCAUCUUAUAACCUUGGCGGAUUGAUUGUUCUUCCCAUCGUUCCCUGGGUGAUUGAUAGAAUCGGCCGAAAACAUAGCAUUACACUUGGUUCGGUCAUUCUAAUCAUUGGCACGAUCUUACAGACUUGCUCUGUCAAUAUCGGCAUGUUCCUCGCUUCGCGUUUACUCCUUGGCUGCGGUAUCCCUUUUGCCGUUUCUGGGGCCUCACAGCUUCUUGCCGAACUCACCUAUCCCCGCGAACGCCCGGUUAUUUCUGGUCUUUUUAACGUCUCCUGGUUUGCUGGUGCUAUACUAGCAGCUGGAGUAACACUUGGAACCUACAACUUGCAGAGUAACUGGGCCUGGCGUAUUCCCUCGGCAUUGCAGUGCGCUCCCUCUAUCCUGCAGAUCAUCUUCGUCUGGUUCAUUCCUGAGUCUCCUAGAUGGCUUCUAUUCAAAGAACGCAAUGAAGAAGCCAUGGCAGUUCUGGUUAAAUAUCAUGGCGAGGGCGACCCUGACUCUGCUUUUGUCCACGCCGAGUAUAUCGAAAUAUCCACCCAGUUGAGACAGGAGCUGGACAACUCCAAGAGGCGUUGGGUUGAACUUCUGCAAUCAGCCGGCAAUAGGAAGAGAGUUCUUAUUGCAAUGUGCAUGGGCGUUUUCUCUCAGUGGUCUGGCAAUGGAUUGGUAUCUUACUAUCUAGCUAGAGUUCUUACAACGGUCGGUGUUACAGACAAGCGCACACAGAAUAUCGUUAAUCUUUCCCUAUCUUGCUGGAGUUUUCUCACCUCAGGUGCUUGCGCCUUCCUGACCCGGGUCCUACGCCGCCGUGUCCAGUAUCUCACAGCCUUUUGCUGCAUGGUUGCAGUCUUUGCCACUAUUACCGGUGUUAGUGCCCAUUACGCUAUCAGUGGCGGUCACGCCGCAGCCGUGGCAGUUGUAGCCAUGAUCUUCGUCUACAAUGCAUCAUACAAUAUCAUGCAGCCACUAUUGUUUGUUUACAUCACCGAGGUCUUCCCUUUUGUUCACCGCGCAAAGGGUAUCGCCAUUCUCCAGUUUUUCGUGCGAGGCAGUACCGCCUUUAACGCCUUCGUCAACCCCAUUGGUCUUGAUGCGCUUGCUUGGAAGUUCUACUUAUUUUACUGCGUUUGGCUUGUUGUUGAGACGACGACCAUAUACUUCCUUUACCCAGAAACCAAGGGUCCUACUCUAGAAGAGUUGGCCUAUUUAUUCGAGGAUAAGCCUAAGGAUAUCUAUGAUGCAGAUGAAAAAGUAGAAGUUAAGCCGAAUGUUAAACAACUUGUGUAA
This is a messenger RNA of Colletotrichum truncatum, 1536 nucleotides long. RefSeq names its product major myo-inositol transporter iolT. Gene Ontology annotation, molecular function: carbohydrate:proton symporter activity. Gene Ontology annotation, biological process: transmembrane transport; carbohydrate transport. The record is from RefSeq and is a predicted model, not a curated record. Lineage: Eukaryota; Fungi; Ascomycota; Sordariomycetes; Glomerellales; Glomerellaceae. Gene Ontology annotation, cellular component: membrane.